This is a messenger RNA of Thamnophis elegans (Western terrestrial garter snake), 3177 nucleotides long. It is a transcript of the gene MAB21L2, whose product is annotated as mab-21 like 2. The transcript has a single exon. NCBI's taxonomy places the organism in Eukaryota, Metazoa, Chordata, Lepidosauria, Squamata, Natricidae. The record is from RefSeq and is a predicted model, not a curated record. The coding region runs from base 1580 to 2659 and encodes 359 amino acids.
AUUUUGCAACAGUAUACUAGGCGUAUUGCACGAUAUCAUUAAUUUUAAGCCAAACACUAUUCAGGAUGGAUAAUCAAGGCUCCUAAUUGGUUUCUAUAAUUGGGUUCAUUUUCACAAAUGCUGGAGUUAUUGAGGAGCAAUACAUUUAGAGAGGAAUCGCAACGGUCCUGCGGGAAAAGUGUAAGUCUGUGGGUAUUCAUAUGUGUGAAAGAUAGCCUUUUCCUUCUUCUCAUAAUAUACUUCUUCCUUCAUAUAUAUUUUUCCUUCCCUGCCAUGUUCAAUGCGUUACUAAUCGGUCCUGAUAUCCAUUGUAGAAGGAUCCGUUUCAUUCUAAACGGGGACCGCAAGCCCGGCUCUUGAACAUCCCAGGAGGAUAAGUGGAGAUCUUGCAUUACUACUCAUAGCAAUGUCUUCAAUAGCACUUUUCCUAGUUUCUCUCUCCCCCAUUUCUGGAGGACCGAAACGCCUUCUCUCCUGGCUUUCAACUAACUGGGAAAUCGGGUACAUAGACGCGCAUACAACCAAUGCGUGCGCCUUAAGCAUCUUUCCAGUCUCUUUCUCUCUUUCCCGGCCUCCUUCCUCAGCAUCUGCAAUCGUGGCGGGCCCCGCAGCGGCCAUGUAGGCGGCUCGGGCCAGCGAUUGGCUGGCCCUCUGACAGCUCUGGCGGCGAUUGUAGGAUCCGCGAGCCACGCCUCCCUUCAGCAGGGCCCUGGGACCAUUCAUAAACUAAACGACCCUCUCCGCAAAGGCAGAGACCUCCAGACGUCCGCGCCGGGAGAGGACGCGAGGCGCAGGAAAGUAAUAAGAGCGGCUGCAUCCAGCUCCAAAAGUGGGAGGGGGAAGGAAACGGAAAGCGGCGGGAGGGGGGGGAGAGAAAUCCUGGAAAGCGGAAAAGUGCAUCCACACGCACCCUCCUUCCUGCUGCUCAAGACAAUAUAUUCGGGACAAAGGGGAAGGUUUACCUGUAACCGAUUUUUUAACAAAGGGGAAAUCCCGAAGGGGGCCUAAAGCUGGACUUAAACUUAAGAACUUUGACGAGGAGCAGGCCGGGAAUCAGCGGCGGAAAGCUUGCCUUUGGGCGAGUUCCUCAGCCGAGGCCUCCGGAAGAAAAGCAACGCUACAGAGCAAAGCGGCGCUGCCACGGCCUCAACUAAGCGGGAGGAGGAAAGGGAAAGAGAACGGCUUCCCCUCUUGUCCGCGCCGUCGAUCCAGAAUUUGGCCGCUGACCCCACUUUUGCUGGGCAAAGUCAAAUCCCCCGAGUACGGAAGAAGGAACGAGUUUUUCCAAUGAAGAACUGAAGCCCUUCGAACCCGAGCAGGCCAACAACUGGGCGCACCUCCGAUGUAAAGGAAGCGCCAAACUUUUGCGCCGGAGGAAGUAGUUGCCCGCUCUUCUCGGUGCCGGCAGUGCGGGUUCCGACGGUCUCUCGUCCUCCCUCUCGUCGUCCUCCUCGGCGGUGGCAGCGACCGGGCGAAGCGGGCUUGGCUUCUGCCCGCCCGCACGGAGACGGCGGCUGCGGCGUUGGAUCCGUCAACGUACUGCGAGAGCCCGGUGUACAGCCCGGACGUCUGCCCCAACAUGAUCGCCGCGCAAGCCAAGCUAGUCUACCAGCUGAAUAAAUACUACACGGAGCGGUGCCAGGCCCGCAAGGCGGCCAUCGCCAAGACCAUCCGCGAGGUGUGCAAGGUCGUUUCCGACGUGCUGAAAGAGGUGGAAGUGCAGGAGCCGCGAUUCAUCAGCUCGCUGAGCGAGAUCGACGCGCGCUACGAGGGCCUGGAGGUCAUCUCGCCCACCGAAUUCGAGGUGGUGCUCUACCUCAACCAGAUGGGCGUCUUCAAUUUCGUGGACGACGGUUCGCUGCCGGGCUGCGCCGUCCUCAAGCUGAGCGACGGCCGCAAGCGCAGCAUGUCGCUGUGGGUGGAGUUCAUCACCGCCUCGGGCUACCUGUCGGCGCGCAAGAUCCGCUCGCGCUUCCAGACGCUGGUGGCGCAGGCCGUGGACAAGUGCAGCUACCGCGACGUGGUCAAGAUGAUCGCCGACACCAGCGAGGUCAAGCUCCGCAUCCGCGAGCGCUACGUGGUGCAGAUCACGCCCGCCUUCAAGUGCACCGGCAUCUGGCCGCGCAGCGCUGCCCAGUGGCCGCUGCCCCACAUCCCCUGGCCGGGACCCAACCGCGUGGCCGAGGUCAAGGCCGAGGGCUUCAACCUGCUCUCCAAGGAGUGCUACUCGCUGACCGGCAAGCAGAGCUCGGCCGAGAGCGACGCCUGGGUGCUGCAGUUCGGCGAGGCCGAGAACCGCCUGCUGCUGGGCGGCUGCCGCAACAAGUGCCUCUCGGUGCUCAAGACGCUGCGCGACCGGCACCUCGAGCUGCCCGGCCAGCCGCUCAACAACUACCACAUGAAGACGCUGCUGCUCUACGAGUGCGAGAAGCACCCGCGGGAGACCGACUGGGACGAGGCUUGCCUGGGCGACCGCCUAAACGGCAUCCUCCUGCAGCUCAUCUCCUGCCUGCAGUGCCGCCGCUGCCCGCACUACUUCCUGCCCAACCUCGACCUCUUUCAGGGCAAGCCCCACUCGGCCCUGGAGAGCGCCGCCAAGCAGACCUGGCGCCUGGCCCGGGAGAUCCUCACCAACCCCAAGAGCCUGGACAAGCUAUAGGGCGCCCGGAGCUCCUUUGCAAACUCUGGAAGGGGGACGGGCUCAGACUGAAGGCGCGGCGGCGCUGCUCCUCCGCUCCCCUUUUCCUAAAAUGUCCUUAAAAAGACAAGACUCUCCUGGCAGUGAAAGGACUUGGCGGCAGCCGAGCGAAACCCGAGGUACAUUUCUUCCCUUCUCCGCUUUGAAUUUCCGUGUGUGUGAGACCCCCGCUUCUCUCCGUCGCCCUUUUUUCUCUCUCUUGUCCGUUUCCCUGAAUGUUGUCACCAAGUGAAAAACAACGCUAUUUAACUAGAUGUACGAUUUUCUUUCUUUAAAAAAGUAAGGAAAGAAAACAAAAUAAAUUAAAAGAAAAAAAUCAGAAACCCCAAAAAGAAAGAGGGGAAAAAAAGAAAAAAAAAUCACCACUAUAAAAACUUUACUGGUGUUAAAUGUAUUCCAGUGCCAAUGACAGACUACAAUGCACUUCUUUUCCUUCCCACCAUUUGCUUAAAUUUGAACUUGUUGAAAACAGUUAAGAA